UUGAGCAUCACUGUGGGAGGCUGUGAGACAGGGGGUGGUGGUCUUCAGCUUUUUUACCUUCAAAACACUUUCUGUCUCUUUCAGAGUAACAUCGCAAAGGCUGAUUACACAGGACAAAGGACAACUAAUUCCAGUGCACAACAGACCAAUACGAUGGCACACAUCCUUUUCUCAGUGCCCUUUUACCAAGAUGUUUGGGAUGAUAUUCAACAAGAGCGUCAGCCUGGUAAGAUCAGACUGUCCAUCUUCCUCAUCGCUGGAGUGUGUGGGAGUCUGCCAGCUCUAACCUGGGCUCUCCACGUCUUCUAUCGCAAUUAUAACAGAGCAGGCCGAAUCUCAGCCUUCAUCAUCAUGCUCCUUCUCUGUGACCUGCUGGUGCUGUUUCUGACUCCAUAUGUAGUGACAAAUUUGCUGCAGGCUGAAAAUUGUUGGGAUAAUAUGACCUGUCGGAUGCUGUCCUCUUUAUGGGCCGGCUCUGAAACCUAUGGCCUUCACCUCCAACAAGUUGUGGGGCUGGAGGGUGCUCUCUCUCUGAGAAAUCCAGUCGCCUGGAAUUUUACUUUCUUUCAUUCCUGCUCCAUCAUAUUCUCCAUUGUUGCACUACUUUGCUUCUCCCUCUGCGAGUUCUUCAGUGUGGACCACCUCAUACUCUUGGGUCUGCCGCUUCUUUUCACCAUAACGUUGACGUCAUGUAUAGUCACCUGUAGAGCUCCACCCCACAUCAGUGAUGCCCCUUGCACAACAUGGAAGUCAAGUUCUGCAGUGUUGGCUUUAGUCACGGUCACCAUGGUCCUGUAUGUGGUCUUUGCCAACAUGUGUUUACUGCUGAGAAAUUACUCAGGACACUACCUGGAUCUAAAGUACUGGAAUCUGUGGGUGACGUGUUUAUCUCUGAUGAGUUUGAGAGUGGUCUUUGAUCCCCUGCUGUGUGUGCUUGUCCACAGAAGGAAUCUCAGGGUCCAGACACAGCAAAACACACACAGAGCUCAUGAUUGAGAUUCGUCCACAGCUGAAUCUUUGAAAUCAGCUAGAUUUUGACUUGUGCAGCUUGGUAUAUAAAUUUCUUUCCUGUUUAGACAACAUGCUGCAUAUUUAAGCGGUCAGGGAGCAUUUCUCAGUUUCAUUGUCUCACAUAAUUAGCACUGCAGGAAAUGACCAGUUCCAUGGGACAUCAAGUAUAGAAUCUAAUUAUAAAGAGGCCGUUCAUGAUGCCUGAAACAAUAUAGAGCUACAUUUACACUGUCAUUUCUACAAUAAUGUAUGUUCAAGCUAGAAUGAUGCUGUUUUACACUUUUAUUCAUCAUCAUAUGUUCUUUUUUGGGAGAAUUGCAGAACUGUAAUAAUACUUCAAAUGAUCAGCUUUGUCCUUACAACUGUGCAAAGUCUAUUUUUUUAGUUUCCCAUUAGUUCAAUUUUUAAAGAGCUGCUGGGCUGCAUUAACAUCAGUGAGUGUCACAAGUGUAUACUUAACCAGUGAUAGUUACCUAACAUUAGCUUUGCUAGCUUGCAGCUAUCUAGUAGUACACUAGCUUAUUUUAGCACAACCUGCUUGCAGCUAUCUAAUAAUACAUUAGCUCACCAAGCACAACCUGUACCACCAUAAAAUGAAGCAUGGAUUAUUCAAAUGAGGUCAAUUUUAUUUUAGCUACUUAUCUAUUUAGUUACUUUUUCUUUGUUCACACCUGAUUACCACUGGUGCAACAAUGCUAAUGCUAGCGAUGGCAUUUCUUCUUUAUGGGAUUUGCAUCGUCAAGCUAACGGUGGUGUACAUUCACUUUCCACCUUGAGUUUAAUACUAACAGCUGUAGCUUAAUCACUGACAUUUGGAGCUUGAAAGACAUGAAUGUAACAUAUUUAACAGCAGUUUUAAAUGAAGCCUUCAGUAAAUAUUUCAGCUUAAAGCCAAA
Molecule: messenger RNA, 1907 nt
Organism: Pygocentrus nattereri (red-bellied piranha)
Lineage: Eukaryota; Metazoa; Chordata; Actinopteri; Characiformes; Serrasalmidae
Exons: 2
Coding region: 154-996 (280 amino acids)
Source: RefSeq, a predicted model, not a curated record